This is a messenger RNA of Hibiscus syriacus, 663 nucleotides long. Its product is annotated as NAC domain-containing protein 12-like. Gene Ontology annotation, molecular function: DNA binding. The record is from RefSeq and is a predicted model, not a curated record. The transcript has 2 exons. Lineage: Eukaryota; Viridiplantae; Streptophyta; Magnoliopsida; Malvales; Malvaceae. Gene Ontology annotation, biological process: regulation of DNA-templated transcription. The coding region runs from base 1 to 663 and encodes 220 amino acids.
AUGAAGAUCAGAAAUGAAGAUCAACAGAUUGAAUUGCCUCCAGGAUUUCGAUUCCACCCAACAAAUGAAGAGUUAAUAACUCAUUAUCUUUCCAGGAAAGUUGUUAACUCCGAAUUCAACGCUAUAGCCACUGCUGAAGCCGACUUAAACAAGUGUGAGCCUUGGGAUUUGCCUUUUGAAGCCCAAUUCCGAGACCCAACUGAAGAUGGACGCCACUGGGAUAAAACACUUAUAGAUGGAAGAACCAUCAGUGUUUCUCGUGCAAAGUAUCCGAAGCCAAAAGGUGUUAAUGAACUGUUACUAGGGUUGAAUCGCCAGAGAGCUUUCACUCAAUCAGGUAUUUGGAAACCUAAACUUGUGAACGGAAAGGAGACUCCAAAAACUGUCAAAGUCUACAGAAAGGUUUCAAAUGAUAUUUCCUACAAGGAUGCCUUGUUAAGCAAACUCCAUGCUGGUAUAGUAAGUGUAGAUAUCCUUGAUUAUACUUCAGUGAUCAUUCAGGAGAAUACCAAUGGUGGUAUUUCAACAGAUAUUAGUAUUCAAGCAGUGAAUUAUGAUUGGAUGAAGAGUUGCAUGGUGGGUAUUAUUAAAACCUCAUACGAGGAGGACCUUGUUCAAAAGUCUAUUUCUCAGGAUGGUAUUGAGGCUAAGAUUGUGAAGUAG